AUGGUUCCCACGGAACCGGAGCUGAUCUCACUUAUCGAAUCAACGAGGGUCACUGUGAACCUCCAGUGCCUGAGAGCUGCUGCCCUGCAUGUGGCAUGGGGUUACAGGGACGGCUCCUGCAGCCCCGUGUCGACAGAGGGAAAGGUGUUCUCCCCUCCCAGACCAACCUGGGCACUGAGCGAAGGUGUCUUCAAGUGCCCGGAGGACCAGCUGCCCCUGGACUACGCCAAGAUCUACCCCGACCCGGAGCUGGAGGCGCAGGUGCUGAGCCUGGCCAUCCGCUGCAUCCACAGCGAGGAGGGCUGUCGCUGGAGCGGGCUCAUCAAGCACCUCCAGGCCCAUCUCAGCACCUGUGGCUUCAAUGUGAUCCCCUGCCCCAACCGGUGCAGCGCCAAACUGAGCCGCCGCGACCUGCCCGAGCACGUCCAGCACGGCUGCCCCAAGCGCCGGGUCAAGUGCGAGUUCUGCGCCAGUGACUUCACUGGGGAGGCCUUUGAGGGCCACCAGGGCACGUGUCCCCAGGAGAGUGUGUACUGCGAGAACAAGUGUGGGGCCCGCAUGAUGCGGCGCCUGCUGUCCCAGCACGCCCUGGCUGAGUGCCCCAAGCGCACCCAGCCCUGCACCUACUGCUCCAAGGAGUUUGUCUUCGACACCAUCCAGAACCACCAGUACCAGUGUCCCCGGUACCCUGUGCCGUGCCCCAACCAGUGUGGGACACCCAGCAUCCCCCGGGAGGACGUGCCCACCCACCUCAAGGAGAGCUGCAACACUGCCAUGCUGCUGUGCCCCUUCAAGGAGGCUGGCUGCAAGCACCGGUGCCCCAAGCUGGCCAUGGGUCGGCACCUGGAGGAGAGCACCAAGGCACACCUGGGCAUGGUGUGUGCCCUGGUGAGCCGGCAGCGGCAGGAGAUCCUGGAGCUGCGGCGUGACGUGGAGGAGCUGUCGGUGAGCAGCGACGGGACCCUCAUCUGGAAGAUCGCCGACUACGCCCGCAAGCUGCAGGAGGCCAAAGCCCGCAGCAACUACGAGUUCUUCAGCCCCCCCUUCUACACCCACAAGUACGGCUACAAGCUCCAGGUCUCGGCUUUCCUCAACGGCAACGGGAGCGGGGAGAGCAGCCACCUCUCCGUCUACAUCCGUGUGCUGCCGGGAGAGUACGACAACCUGCUGGAGUGGCCCUUCUCCUACCGCGUCACCUUCUCCCUGCUGGACCAGAGCGACCCCUCGCUCUCCAAGCCCCAGCACAUCACCGAGACCUUCCAUCCCGAUCCCAACUGGAAAAACUUCCAGAAGCCGGGAGCCUCACGCAGCUCCCUGGACGAGAGCACCCUGGGCUUCGGCUACCCCAAGUUCAUCUCCCACGAGGACAUCAGAAAACGGAACUACGUGCGGGAUAAUGCCAUCUUCAUCAAAGCCUCGGUGGAGAUCCCCCAGAAGAUCCUGGCCUGA
This is a messenger RNA of Manacus vitellinus (golden-collared manakin), 1449 nucleotides long. RefSeq names its product TNF receptor associated factor 4 (gene TRAF4). Lineage: Eukaryota; Metazoa; Chordata; Aves; Passeriformes; Pipridae. Gene Ontology annotation, biological process: activation of NF-kappaB-inducing kinase activity; signal transduction; regulation of apoptotic process. The transcript is spliced from 8 exons. The record is from RefSeq and is a predicted model, not a curated record. Gene Ontology annotation, molecular function: zinc ion binding; protein binding. The coding region runs from base 1 to 1449 and encodes 482 amino acids.